GCUCACACUCCGGCAGCCGAGCGAUCGAGCUCCCCGGUCGCUAGCACAGCCGGCCACUGCACACGACGGUGCUGGUAGGUUGCAAGCACUUGCAGGAUGGCGCAGGUCGCUAAGACGCUUCUCCUUGUGGCCCUGGUGGUCGUGUCGGCGGUGGAGCUGUGCCGCGCCAUCGAGUUCGACGAGCGGGACCUGGCAUCGGACGAGGCGCUGUGGGACCUGUACGAGCGGUGGCAGACGCACCACCGGGUGCACCGACACCACGGCGAGAAGGGCCGCCGGUUCGGGACCUUCAAGGAGAACGCGCGCUUCAUCCACGCGCACAACAAGCGCGGCGACCGACCCUACCGCCUCCGCCUGAACCGCUUCGGCGACAUGGGCCGUGAGGAAUUCCGUUCCGGGUUCGCCGACUCCCGCAUCAACGACCUCCGCCGGGAGCCCACCGCGGCGCCGGCCGUGCCGGGGUUCAUGUACGACGACGCCACCGACCUGCCGCGGUCCGUGGACUGGCGGCAGAAGGGCGCGGUGACGGCCGUCAAGAACCAGGGCCGCUGCGGCAGCUGCUGGGCCUUCUCCACAGUGGUGGCCGUGGAGGGCAUCAACGCCAUACGGACGGGGAGCCUGGUGUCGCUGUCGGAGCAGGAGCUGAUCGACUGCGACACGGACGAGAACGGGUGCCAGGGCGGGCUCAUGGAGAACGCCUUCGAGUUCAUCAAGUCCCACGGCGGCAUCACCACCGAGUCCGCGUACCCGUACCACGCCUCCAACGGCACCUGCGACGGCGCGCGGGCCCGGCGCGGGCGGGUCGUGGCGAUCGACGGCCACCAGGCUGUGCCGGCCGGCAGCGAGGACGCGCUGGCCAAGGCGGUGGCGCACCAACCGGUGUCCGUGGCCAUCGACGCGGGGGGCCAGGCGCUGCAGUUCUACUCGGAGGGCGUGUUCACGGGCGACUGCGGCACGGACCUGGACCACGGCGUGGCGGCGGUCGGCUACGGCGUCAGCGACGACGGCACGCCCUACUGGAUCGUCAAGAACUCGUGGGGCCCUUCCUGGGGAGAGGGCGGCUACAUCCGGAUGCAGCGCGGCACCGGCAACGGCGGCCUCUGCGGCAUCGCCAUGGAGGCGUCCUUUCCCAUCAAGACCUCGCCCAACCCGUCGCGCAAGCCCCGCCGCGCGCUCAUCACCAGGGACGCCUCUUCCCAGUGACAGGCUGAUCCAUCUCGGCGUCGAACUCGUACUACUGGCACGUAAGUAGGAGUACGUUGACAGGAUGACAUCCUGCUGCUGCUGUUUGCUUGUACUAUUUUCGAUUGUGUUUGUAGGUUUGAUUGUGCCAGUCUCGAUCAGAGACGAUAUACACAUGCUAGAAUAAAAUAUAGCAGCGCGUGUGCGCAACAAAGACUAGGGCCUGUUUGAUUUGAUGCCUAACUUGCCACACUUUGCCUAACUUUUGUGCCUAAGGUUAGUUAUUCAAUUCGAACGACUAACCUUAGACAAAGUGAUGCACAUUUAGCUACAAACCAAACAGCCCCUAGGAGUGUGAUAUCAAAGUUGUGCUUGUAAUGUAACGUAAUACGGUGUCGCAUAUGCACCGGGAUAUGGUAUAUUGAAUGGAGCUAUGCGUAAGCUAGCAGUUGUUGCAUUGCAUUUGC
Messenger RNA from Zea mays, 1649 nucleotides. RefSeq lists its product as uncharacterized. Bases 97 to 1203 code for a protein of 368 amino acids. The record is from RefSeq and is marked validated. Gene Ontology annotation, molecular function: cysteine-type peptidase activity. Gene Ontology annotation, biological process: proteolysis. NCBI's taxonomy places the organism in Eukaryota, Viridiplantae, Streptophyta, Magnoliopsida, Poales, Poaceae. The transcript has a single exon.